AUGGAGUUAAGUCCUACUGCUGUUCGUACAUCAGAGGUUUUAUGCAAUUUUCUUGAGGCAGUUGAUGCAAAAUUACAUUUAUUAACAGAAGAACUUCUUCCUCCUCUUAUAGACCCUCCUCCCUCCUCUUCUUCUUCUUCUUCUUCUUCCUCAGCAGCAGCAGCAGCAGGAGCAGCAGCAGGAGCAGCAGGAGCAGCAGGAAUAACACCAGACGAGCAAGGAGCAACUGGAUCGAUUGUGGAUCAGCAGCAGCAGCAGCAACAGCAGCAAGAGCAGCAUCAGCAGCAUCAGCAGCAGCAGCAGCAGCAGGAUUAUGAGCAGGAGCGCAUAUGGCAUUUUGCACUUUAG
Molecule: messenger RNA, 348 nt
Organism: Eimeria maxima
Lineage: Eukaryota; Apicomplexa; Conoidasida; Eucoccidiorida; Eimeriidae
Exons: 2
Coding region: 1-348 (115 amino acids)
Source: RefSeq, a predicted model, not a curated record